This is a messenger RNA of Adineta steineri, 1914 nucleotides long. The record is from the annotation of a GenBank genome assembly. Lineage: Eukaryota; Metazoa; Rotifera; Eurotatoria; Adinetida; Adinetidae.
AUGUGUUUUGUUUUAGAAGUUUUAAAUAGAAAACAAGGUAAGAAAGAAUUAAGUGUUGCAUUUUAUGCGUCCAUUCGAUGUAUUUUGUCAAAUAAUAAACUAACAAUGGCAGCACCAAUUAAUUUUAGUCUUAUGGUUUAUUUCAUUGUGGUAGCAAUAAUAGGUACACUGGGUAAUGGUGUUAUAUUAUUCGCAUAUGGACAUCGAUGGAGUUCAUCGAAAUCAACAUCAGUUAUAUUUAUACUUAUUCUUGCUUGUGUAGAUUUAUGGACAUGUUUAAUUGUUGUACCGACAAUUGCUAUUAUGGAAUAUCGUGAUUUCGCUGUUCCAACAACAAUUUGUCGUUUUUAUUCUUUUUCAAAAAAUCUUAUUAUUAUUUCAUCAAUUAUAAUGUCAUUUAUUGCUCUUGAUCGAUUUUUAAGUAUAGCAUUACCACAUUGUCGAUUAUUAAAUCCACGACGAGUUAAAUCAUUAUUAAUAUUAAUUAUUGCAAUAGGUAUUGGUCUUGGUACAGUAACAGCAUUAGCAUUUUCUACUCAACCAUCAGCAAACAAUUAUCUUACUAACGUUAGUGUUACUUCGUCAAAUGGAUCUUCUAUAAUAACGUAUAAUCAAGAAGUUGCUUUUCGUGCUGAUCAUAAUAUUUCACUAUCGAAUACAACUGAUUUAAUUAUUGAACAAUUAGAAAUUUCUGAUGGUGCUAAUGUAACAAUUCUUGAUUUAGAAUAUAAAUCAACAUUAAAACAAUGUUUUGCUGAUACAUCUAUCAUGCCCGAAGCAAUACGUGAAAUAUUAAAAAGUUCAUCAAAUAAAGCUUUUUAUACAUUAGUUGGUAUAGUAACAAUUUUUUAUACAAUUACAUUUGUACUUGCUCUACGUCGACAAAAUCCACGUAUACGUGCAUUAAAAAAGAGUUUACAUGUUUUAAAUAAAUUUGAUUCAUAUCCAUCACCUAAAUCAUCUAAUCAACGACCGGCUGAUUCUGUUGUUUCAAUUCGACCAUCAUCAUGUCCACCAACAGUAAUAACAACAGCAUUACCAAAACAAACAAUAACACAAUCUCAUAUUAAUACUAAUGAACAACAUUAUGAAAUGUCUGGUUUUAGUCAACAAGAUGAUAGUGAUGAUCAAAAUCUUUCAUCACCAACUAUAUUAAGAAAAACAGAACAAAUUAAAAAUAAUACAGAAAAUAAUAUUAGUAUAUCAGAAGGUACAUCUGAUGAAUUACAACCAUCAUCUGAAAAAUUAAAUAGUAUCAAACAAGUAUCAUUUCAAAUUGAAAAUCGACGUAAUACAUUAAAAAAAGAACAAAAUCAACAUUUAUCUGUAUCAUCCACAUUACUUAAUGGUGAAUUAGAUAUUAAUAAUGAUAUGUAUUAUAAAUUACCAUGUCCAUGUUCAACAACACGUCAAUUAUUAAUCAAAUUUCAUUUUAUCCGACCUGUAAUAACCUGUAGUAAAUGGUUCUGUUGUUGUCAUCGUUGUAUAAAAAACCCAUCAUUAACAAAUCAUCUUACAUCAAGUGUAGGUCAGCCUGAAGAUGAAUCAGGAACAACAUUAACUUCAAAUGUUCCAAAUUCUCCAACAUCAACAUCAACAACGAAUAGUGAUACAUUACGAAGACAAUUACAUCGUCAUCGUAUACAACAAUUACGUAUGGCAUCAACAUUUUUAAUUAUAACAGUAUCUUUUGUUCUUUUCUAUUUACCAUCAAUUUUAAAUGCUGAACGAAUUAUAAAAAGUCCUAUUAUGGUUUAUUAUUUAUAUUUAUGUACACAUGCAUUAAAUCCAGUUAUUUAUUGUUUUAUGAAUCCUAGUUUACGUACUUAUGUUUUAUCAAUAGUUCGUUGUCCGUCGAGAAAACGAAGUGGAAGUCAUAUCGGAGGAGGAGGACAUUCAUUUUUUGAACGAUAA